Rhodotorula toruloides NP11 is the source of this 831-nucleotide messenger RNA. RefSeq lists its product as uncharacterized. Lineage: Eukaryota; Fungi; Basidiomycota; Microbotryomycetes; Sporidiobolales; Sporidiobolaceae. The record is from RefSeq and is a predicted model, not a curated record. The coding region runs from base 1 to 831 and encodes 276 amino acids. The transcript is spliced from 5 exons.
AUGAAGGCGCAGGGCGCAGUCGUGGGAGUCGCUCAGAUCGAGUUGCCCAAGGACCGAGAACUCGUCGAGGGCGCUCCUACGUACUUGACCGGCGCCGUCAAGAAUCUCAAGGCGACGAUCAAGCCACCGAGGAUUCCCGGUGCGGCGUAUCUCUCGCCCGUCCACGACGACUUUGCGAUACUCGCUCGCCUUCCGAAACUCAAGACGCUCAUCGUAGUGGUGAAGAGCUUCCUUGGCGACAAACGCACGAGUGAGUUUGGCGUGUCGACAGUCGACAUCAACCUCUCAGCGGAGAGUCCGCUGCGCCGACUCGACGACCUCGAAUCCAGCCUCUCGACGCUUCUCUCCACCUCUGUCCUCCCACAUUUCCGCUCUUUCCGCCUUGCAGCGCGCCAGGAGUUCGACCUGUGGGCCGGCGUAGACUGGGUCGACCUGCCCGACCCGCAGCCCGAACUCGUCGACCAACUCGACUUCCUCCAGUUCGAAGACCACCACGGCGAGAUGACUCCGGUUGGCUGGUACACGAGCAAUGCGCCAACGCUCUGCAUGGCCAACUCCGAAGCCGCGCACCUCGACAAGGCGGUGUUCCUUCCCGCGAACCUGGGAAAGUUCUUUGCGGACGAUCUAAAUGAGAUCUGCAAGGCGAUCGAGGUACCGGUCGUCACGGCGGAGGACGGCCACAUCGACCCGAGGACUGACGAGGAAAGGGACGAGUUGAAAAAGCGGCGCGAGACAACCCACGAUGAGUUCGACUUUGACGAGGCCGAGUGGAUGUACCGGACAGAGUUUAUCACCCCUGCGUUUGUCAAGUAUAUCCAGUCAAACGAGUAG